UCUCAGAGUGAACAUCCCGGGGCAAGAUGGCGGUCGGGCCUCGGCUGCUGCCCCGGGUCAGGCAGAAGUCGGGGGUCUUGGGCUGAGGCGGUGGUAAACUGCGGCCCCGACCCCGAGCGCGGGGGCCUCGAGUGGAUAAAGAAAACACAAGCUCCUCUGAAGUGAGAUGUCCUCAGCUGUGAGCCCUGUGCAAAAUCACUAAUGACUGAUUACCUGACAUUUCUGCGUCACUGGCAGGUCCUCAGGGUUUGUGCAAGUUUGCAAACAUGUUCACUGUUUCUCAGACCUCGAGAGCUUGGUUCAUUGAUAGAGCCCGUCAGGCUCGAGAGGAAAGGCUGGUGCAGAAGGAGCGGGAGAGGGCAGCUGUGGAGAUUCAGGCCCACGUACGGAGUUUUCUCUGUCGGCGUCGACUGCAAAGGGAAAUCAGGAGAGAGAUUGAUGAGUUUUUUAAAGCAGAUGACUCUGGGUCCAGUAAAAGAAGUGCACUUUGUAUUUUUAAGACUGCCAGGAAACUGCUGUUCUUGUUCAGAAUUAAAGAAGAUGAUGAGAGAUUUGAGAAUUUGUGUCGCUGCAUCUUGAGCAGCAUGGAUGUUGAGAAUGUACCCAAGAUAUGGUACGUGUCCCUGGCUCUUUCCAGGGAUCUCACCCUCCUAUGGAUUAAACAGAUCAAAGACAUUAUGUGGUAUUGCUGUGAGUUUCUUGAGCAGCUCAAGCCUGAAAUUUUACAAGACUCCAAGCUCAUCACACUGUACCUCACGAUGCUUGUCACCUUUACAGACACUUCAACAUGGAAAAUUCUCCGGGGAAAAGGUGAAAGUCUUCGACCAGCCAUGAACCACAUUUGUGCAAAUAUAAUGGGCCAUCUCAACCAGCAUGGAUUUUAUUCUGUGCUGCAGGUAUUGUUAACCCGUGGCCUGGCGAGACCCCGGCCUUGUCUGUCCAAAGGCACUUUAACAGCAGCCUUUUCCCUAGCAAUGCGCCCUGUGAUUGCUGCACAAUUUUCAGACAAUCUGAUCCGGCCGUUCCUCAUCCACAUUGUGUCUGUGCCCGCUCUCGUGACUCAUCUCAGCACAGUGACCCCCGAGCGCCUCACUAUUUUAGAAUCUCAUGACAUGCUCCGUAAAUUCAUCACAUUUUUAAGAGACGAAGAUCGAUGCCGUGAUGUAUGUGAAAGUUUAGAAGGGUGCCAUACACUUUGUCUCAUGGGCAACCUCCUGCACUUGGGCUCCCUCAGCCCCAGGGUGUUAGAGGAGGAGACAGAUGGGUUUGUGAGUUUGCUCACCCAAAUGCUCUGCUACUGUCAGAAGUACGUGUCUCAGAAGAAAUCCAACCUGACCCACUGGCACCCUGUCCUUGGCUGGUUCUCCCAAUCCGUGGACUAUGGCCUGAACGAGUCCAUGCCCUUGGUCAGCAGACAGCUGCAGUUCCUGUGGGGGGCGCCUCUGAUCCGGAUCUUCUUCAGUGACGUCCUGAGCAAGAAGCUGCUGGAGAACCAGGAGCUGGUCCACGCGCCGCCAGCGUCCCCACAGAAUGUGCUUCCCGUGAAGACUCUCCUGAAGCGUGCAUUUCAGAAGUCGGCGUCAGUUCGGAAUAUUCUCAGGCCUGUUGGGGGUAAACGUGUUGAUUCUGCGGAGGUACAGAAGGUUUGCAACAUCUGCGUCCUCUACCAGACCUCACUGACAACUCUAACCCAGAUCCGGCUGCAGAUACUCACAGGUCUCACUUACCUUGAUGACCUGCUGCCCAAACUUUGGGCGUUUAUCUGUGAACUGGGGCCCCACGGAGGCUUAAAGCUCUUCUUGGAAUGCCUCAGCAAUGACACUGAAGAGUCUAAGCAGCUCUUGGCCAUGCUGAUGCUGUUCUGUGACUGUUCCCGGCACCUCAUCACGAUCCUUGAUGACAUUGAAGUUUAUGAAGAACAGAUUUCAUUCAAACUAGAAGAACUGGUCACCAUCUCCUCUUUUCUGAAUUCCUUUGUGUUUAAGAUGAUCUGGGAUGGAAUCGUAGAGAAUGCCAAGGGUGAGACCUUGGAGCUGUUCCAGUCCGUCCACGGGUGGCUGAUGGUGCUCUACGAGCGGGACUGCCGGCGGCGCUUUGCCCCCGAGGACCACUGGCUGCGCAGGGAUCUCAAACCUAGCGUGCUCUUCCAGGAACUUGACAAGGACAGAAAACGGGCUCAGCUGAUCCUGCAGUACAUCCCGCACGUCAUUCCUCACAAAAAUAGAGUUCUCCUGUUCCGAAACAUGGUGACCAAGGAGAAGGAGAGACUGGGGCUUGUGGAAACCAGCUCUGCCUCCCCUCAUGUCACUCACAUUACCAUCCGCCGGUCCCGGAUGUUGGAGGACGGCUACGAGCAACUUCGGCAGCUCUCCCAGCACACCAUGAAGGGCGUCAUCCGCGUGAAGUUUGUCAAUGACCUCGGGGUGGACGAGGCAGGGAUUGAUCAAGACGGUGUUUUCAAGGAGUUCUUAGAAGAGAUCAUCAAGAGGGUGUUUGACCCAGCACUCAACCUAUUCAAGACGACCAGUGGGGACGAGAGACUCUACCCUUCGCCUACGUCCUACAUUCAUGAGAAUUACCUGCAGCUGUUUGAGUUUGUGGGCAAGAUGCUGGGGAAAGCUGUGUAUGAGGGAAUUGUGGUGGACGUGCCCUUUGCGUCCUUCUUCCUGAGCCAGCUGCUCGGGCACCACCACAGUGUCUUCUACAGCUCUGUGGAUGAACUGCCUUCUCUGGAUUCCGAGUUCUAUAAGAACCUCACUUCCAUUAAGCGGUACGAUGGGGACAUUGCUGACUUGGGCCUGACACUGUCAUAUGAUGAGGAUGUCAUGGGUCAGCUUGUUUGCCACGAACUGAUUCCUGGAGGGAAGACCAUUCCUGUUACAAAUGAAAAUAAAAUUAGCUACAUCCAUCUGAUGGCCCACUUUCGAAUGCACACUCAAAUCAAGAACCAGACAGCUGCCCUCAUUAGUGGAUUCCGUUCCAUCAUCAAACCUGAGUGGACCCGGAUGUUCUCGACCCCUGAGCUACAGCGACUCAUCUCCGGGGACAAUGCUGAGAUCGAUCUGGAAGAUUUAAAGAAGCACACAGUGUACUACGGUGGUUUCCAUGGAAGUCAUAGGGUCAUUAUCUGGCUCUGGGAUAUCCUGGCCUCUGACUUCACGCCCGACGAGAGAGCCAUGUUUCUGAAGUUUGUGACCAGCUGCUCCAGGCCCCCGCUCCUGGGAUUUGCCUACCUCAAGCCUCCCUUCUCCAUCCGCUGUGUGGAAGUGUCGGAUGAUCAGGACACCGGCGACACCCUGGGCAGCGUCCUGCGUGGCUUCUUUACCAUCCGCAAACGGGAGCCAGGUGGCCGCCUGCCCACCUCCUCCACCGUCCUGCGGGAGAAGCUGCGCUACGCCAUCAGCAUGAACACGGGCUUUGAGCUCUCCUAG
Lipotes vexillifer (Yangtze River dolphin) is the source of this 3431-nucleotide messenger RNA. It is a transcript of the gene UBE3B, whose product is annotated as ubiquitin protein ligase E3B. The record is from RefSeq and is a predicted model, not a curated record. The coding region runs from base 267 to 3431 and encodes 1054 amino acids. The transcript is spliced from 29 exons. Lineage: Eukaryota; Metazoa; Chordata; Mammalia; Artiodactyla; Lipotidae. Gene Ontology annotation, molecular function: protein binding; ubiquitin protein ligase activity. Gene Ontology annotation, biological process: protein polyubiquitination; ubiquitin-dependent protein catabolic process.